GUAGAGCAUUUCAUGUAAUCAAGACUUAGUUAGUCGUGAAGGAGAGACGCUAAAAAAGUCUGUAUGUUAAGUAUGUAGGAUUAUUUUCCAGGUGAAGUGGACAAGCCAAAGGUGAGGUUGUAUGAGAUUUCCAAUGUGUGGUCAACAAGUUCAGAGGUUGGUGACCUUACUGUGGAGCUUCUGUCAAAACUGCCUUUUACCAUGACGAGAUCAGGUGCCUUCAAACUCAGCAUCCUCUUCUUUAUCACCUUCAUCCUGUGCCUACCAGAGUUUUUUCCAAAAAUAUUACAAAUCGAGUUUCUCUGUGAACCAUUUAACCCUUGCACACCUGAGAAUGAUGCAAAGGUGUGUGCUCCAGUAGACCUUCCAUGUGCUGAAGCCUGGUAUCUGUGUAAGACUGAAACGGACCUGCAGCUUCUUACCUUGCAGUCAGACGAGUAUUUGAUGGUGGUAUUGGCAAUGAAGGGAGGCAAUCUCUCAGGAUGGAACAUUAGUGAGUUUGCGGUUCUCAACAACACUGAUCUAUACACCGGACCCCAAAACGACCAGAGACUCUUCCACUGCUACCUCCCACCAGACAACAGCAACUGUCCAGAUCUGAACAUAUCCAUGCAAGAAAACACCAGCCCUCCAACACAAGACACUACUUUUGCAAACCCAACGGCCUCUUCGCUCACAACAUCUAUACAAUCUUACCGAGCAACAGCUUCUACAGAUGAGUUUAAGUGUCAACCAACCACCAGCAGUUUCCUCUUUUACUACCAGGAGCACAAUAAGACAGCGAGAUCUGCCGCAUUACCAGUGCAGCAAACAAGAAGAGAUGGCCGGUGGUGUGUGAUCACGUCGAUAUGGUUGGCUCUGGUACUGACUGUGGUUGUAGUAACCCUUUUGAGUGUUGGCAACCUGAUCUUUAGGAGCAGAAAAGGAAGGUCAAAUUUGGUUGCAUCUGUACCCGUUUUAGCCUGUGGGCAUCAGCUCAAAGAGCUUGGUAAACAAAAAGAAAAUUUAACGAGUAAAGUCCCUGAUGUGUCCAUAGCAAUGUGCAAGAUAAGUGAUGGUGAAGUAUUCUCUGAGAUCUCUUCAAUGGGCAAGAGAACAGAAGGAAAACUUCUGAAGGCACCUGACCUCAUGCACAAGACCAGAUUGUCACCAAUCUAUGAGACUACAGAAAACUCAUCAGAUGGAGAACAGCAAAAUGAAGAUGAGGAAAGGAAGCAAUGCGAUGCCUCAGUAACAAAGGAAGAGUCUACAAAAUCACAUCAGCUCCAACAUCUGGCAGCACAGGGCCACUGUGAAUCGCCAACUUACCUGCAUCAUCGAAGCAUUUUUUCAUGUUCUGGUCAUGAAGAAAAUGGAGAGCUUUAACCCUUUAAAUCUAAAAGAGCAAAGGCACUUUAAUAAAGGCAUAGUCCACCUAAAAAAUUAAAAUUCAGUCAUUAAUUACUCGCCCUCAUGACGUUCCAAACCCAUAAGACCUUCAUUCAUCUUCAGAACACAAAUUACACUCUUAAAAUUAAAGGAACCGUUUUUGGUUCCACAACGAACCAUUCAGUCAAAGGUUCUUUAAAGAACCAUCUGUUUCUUACCUUUUUAUAAUCUGAAGAACCUUCUUUCACCACAAAGAACCUUUUGUGAAACAGAAAGAAACCUUUAUUUUUAAGAGUGUAUGGGUUUGGAAUGACAUGAGGGUGAGUAACUAAUGACAGAAUUGUCAUUUUUGGAUUAACUAUCUAUUUAAAUAGAAAAUGUAUUUAUUUACAACACGACAGAGGCCAGUUAACUUCAUCAUGCUUUCUUCAGAGGAAAAACAUCAUGUUAAAUUGGCUGUAAGUGACGUUAGCAUAACGUUCUCAACUGGAUUCAGGUCUGGGGAAAUUGAGAGCCAGUCAAUGAAUGCCUUCGUCAUCCAGAAACUAUCUACAAACUCUGGCCAAAGUUGGCUGGGCAUUGUCAUGCACCAGGAGGAACCCAGGGACCAAUGUACCAGCAGAAGUUCUGAAAGCAGCUCUGAGGAUUUCAUCCCAGUAACUAACAGCAGCACAGGUAUUGUUGGCUAGUGUGUGGAGGUCUGCGUGACCCUUCAAGGAUGUUCCUUCCCAGACCAUGACCCUCCACAAAAACAGUCAUGCUGGAUGAUGUUGCAAGAUGUUCCUCACAGCAUCUCCAGACUCCAUUACAUCUGUCACAUGUGACACCGCUCUCAUCGUUUAGAGAACAGGGCACAAGUGGUGAACCAUGGGGUGAACUAUCAAGCCUGCUGGAGGUCAUUUUGUAGGGCUCUGGCACGUUCCUCCUUGCACAAAGGAGCAGAUACCAGUUCUGCUGUUGGAUUGUUGCUCUCCUUGUCCCCCAGUAUCUUCUAAAUGCUCUUAAAAUUGUGCUUGGAAACAUAAACUUCCUUGCAUCAGCACAUAUGGAUGAGCCAUCCUGGAGGAGCUGGACUACCUGUUCAACCUGAUUUGGCUGCAGGUACUGCCUCCUGUUACAAGUAGUAAAAAAGACUCUUAACAAAACACCAAACUAGAGAAAAAUAAGUCAGGAAGGAUAAGGAGAAAGCAGUUGUCUGGGGCCACCAGCAGCAAAACCAUUCUUUUUUUGGAGGUUGUCUUGCUGUUGCCUCUUCAGUGUGCCAGUUGUCACUUUCAUUUCCACCAAAGCAACAUGAACUGGAACUGGAAAGAUUUACAGUAUGUGCCUGAAGUUUGAAUAUUUCUCACACACCAAACUCAUCUUCCAGCUUUCCAUAUAUGCGCUGUCCAACAUUAUUGACAGGUAGAGACUAAGAGCACCUCAACUAAUAAUUUCUGGAAGUUGUGUUUUGUAGGGUCUUUCCACAGAUCUGUAAUCGACAGUCUUGGAGUUAUCUUAACUACAGGAAUAUUAAUAACAAUAUGGUGUUAUGUCACUCACACAGUCUCAAAAAUGUCUGUUUUCCCAAUGCUGAAAAAAUGAAUGGGAAAAAUUUGUUAUGACCAGCCUGAAAACAUAAACCACGGUUCAUGGUUCUCCGAUAUCCAUUUAGCAAGCAGAAUGGCUACACUAAUGUGAUUUCUUAAUUAUAAUAGCACUAGUCUUAAGCUCCUGUGGUGGCUAUUAAAGCAGUACUCAUGUUUCCAUAAUGCACUUUUAUCUUCACUUCAUCUUAAAUACAUAAAUAAGCUUCUUUGUCAAUGAGUACUGUCCAAUGAGCAACAUGAGAUAUGUAACUUAUACUGAGAACUGUGAAAACUGAAUAUUUUCACAACAGAUGCUAAAUAAAAAAAACACACUGUACUGAGAAUUUCAGUCUUUAUUUUUCUGUUAUUUAUAUUACAGAUUAUAUUCUUGGUUCAUUUGUUUAAAACAAAAAACUGGUAAUGGUGUAUGAGUGAUUGAGCGAUUAAUUGGCAGAUUUUCCAAAUCUGCUCAGACAAUACAACACACCAUUAAUAAUCUUCAUUUUUUUGGUAAAGUAACUUAAAAAAGAAGAAUGAUACAUAAGCAGCUUCCUAAAUAAGUUAGGAGUUUCAAUCUUAUUUUCCUAAUUAUCUCAAUGUAAGAGUCUAUAUAUAGACUAGAAUUGCACUUUUUGGUGUAAGCUCUCAUAUUGAAGCAACAUACCCAAACACAAAACAAAACAUAGAUAUACCGACAAAUACAGACAGAAACACACAAACAGAAUAAGGGCACUACUCUGUGGAUGUUGGUUCUGGGACUGGCUUGGCCGCAGUUCUGCUGGUCUGGAUGUGCGAGAUCUGAAGAACAGGCAACAGCAGCUGGAAUGCAUUGUGAA
Labeo rohita (rohu) is the source of this 3772-nucleotide messenger RNA. RefSeq lists its product as uncharacterized. The transcript has 12 exons. The record is from RefSeq and is a predicted model, not a curated record. Lineage: Eukaryota; Metazoa; Chordata; Actinopteri; Cypriniformes; Cyprinidae. Bases 202 to 1365 code for a protein of 387 amino acids.